Anastrepha obliqua is the source of this 1914-nucleotide messenger RNA. It is a transcript of the gene hzg, whose product is annotated as phosphatase Herzog. The transcript is spliced from 6 exons. Bases 1 to 1059 code for a protein of 352 amino acids. Gene Ontology annotation, molecular function: RNA polymerase II CTD heptapeptide repeat phosphatase activity. The record is from RefSeq and is a predicted model, not a curated record. Lineage: Eukaryota; Metazoa; Arthropoda; Insecta; Diptera; Tephritidae.
AUGGCCGCUGAUUUGAGUCCGGAUGAUGAUGUCGAACGUUUGAAACCACCAAAACGUGGCUUCUUUCAAUCGUUUCUAUGUUGCUGGCGACGUAAUCGCACGAAAACCAAUCAAAAUGGCACAUCAAUCGAUGGUUCCACAACACCGCCACCACUACCGGACCAACAAAGGUACCUACUACCUCAGGUUAGGCACUCGGAUAUGCAUAAAAAAUGCAUGGUCAUCGAUUUGGAUGAGACAUUAGUGCACAGUAGCUUUAAGCCGAUUCCAAAUGCUGAUUUUAUUGUACCAGUGGAAAUUGACGGCACUAUACAUCAAGUGUACGUACUCAAGCGGCCCUACGUCGACGAGUUCCUGCGAAAAAUGGGUGAAUUGUACGAAUGUGUUUUAUUUACAGCAUCACUAGCCAAAUACGCAGAUCCCGUUGCCGAUCUGUUAGACAAAUGGGAUGUGUUUCGUGCAAGACUGUUUAGGGAAUCGUGCGUUUAUUACAGGGGAAAUUAUAUUAAGGAUUUAAAUCGUCUUGGACGUGAUUUACAAAAAAUUGUCAUUGUCGAUAAUUCACCAGCGAGUUAUAUAUUUCAUCCAGAUAAUGCGGUUCCUGUAAAGUCAUGGUUUGAGGACACAAACGAUUCCGAAUUGCUAGAACUGAUACCGCUGUUUGAGAAACUCAGCAAAGUCGAUUCUGUAUAUAGCGUUCUGUGCAAUUCCAACAAUCCGCUGAAUAGUGUUGCGAAAAUCAACAACACGAAUCAACAACAAUUGUCCACACCGCAGGUGCAGUUGCAGCAAUCUUUACAGCAACAGCAACAAAUGCAAAUACAAACGACACAUCCACAAAAUCAACAGCAGUCAGUGCAGCAGACGAUUACAGCAACAACGGUCAUAACACAAGCGACAACAAUAUCAGUACCCACAUUGCUGACGACACAGCAUCCGCAUCAGGUACAACAGCAGCAACAACAACAACAGCAUCAACUGCAAACACACCAACAGCAUCAGCAGCAGCAGCUGGAAGGUAGUCCGCCAAAUCCGCCCGAUUUAAGUAAUAAAACGUAACAUCAGUGGGAAUUGAUGUUUAUUAAUAUUUAAUUUCUGCGUUUUUUGCUUUUAAAUAAUUUAGCGUUCAUACAUAUACACACAGAUAUGUAUAUAUGUAUAUGUACAUAUAAUAUAAAUAUUAUAUAGAUAUAUAUAUUUAUAUGAUAAAGAAAGAAAGAAAAAAAAACAAUAUCAGAAAUUCUACAAUACACAAACAAACAAAUUUAACGCGCUACCUAUCCCCCCGCGAAAUACUUUCCUAAAAUAAUUGCUGCAAUUUUUUUAUUAAAAUGUAAACAAAACAAAAAACAAAAAGCAAAUUGAAAUAAUAAUACUACUUAUAUAUACAUACAUACAACAUACAUACAUACAGAAGAAGGAGAAUAUGCAUUAAUAAGUAAAUGUAUUUAUAAAUAACACACACAGAUAUACAGAUAUAGUUAAGUAUGUAUCAUAGUUGAGGAAGGCAUACUCGUAUACUAUACAAAAGAUACAUACAUACAUAGUACGUACAUACUUACAUACUUUAUAUCGACAACAAAUUAACAGAAGAUGCUGAUCAAGUUUAUUAUUAUUAAGUGCAGCUCUAAAGCAUUACUUACAUACAAGCAUACACACACACAUACGUAUAUAGAUGCAAGUAAUGUGACAGGCAUGCAUGCAUAGAUAUGCAUAUAUGUAUGCGUGCUAUGUAAACCACAACCACCAAACAGAAGCUGUAGAAACAGCAGCAACAACAACAACUACAACAACAAUAGUAGUAGUAGUAGUGGUAGGACACAGUUCAAUGCGAUGGGCGUGUAAGGAUAUUUGUAGGUAUGAAUAAUGUGAAACGAAAAAAGUUUAAGAAUGCGAAAGUGUGUGAGCGAAAAA